This is a messenger RNA of Anopheles gambiae (African malaria mosquito), 1868 nucleotides long. RefSeq names its product fibrinogen C domain-containing protein 1. The record is from RefSeq and is a predicted model, not a curated record. Bases 55 to 1092 code for a protein of 345 amino acids. NCBI's taxonomy places the organism in Eukaryota, Metazoa, Arthropoda, Insecta, Diptera, Culicidae. The transcript is spliced from 2 exons.
CAGCUUUAGCUCAGUAUCAUUCUUCGUCUACAGAGUGCAUAGGACCUGAUCGCCAUGUACGUUGCAAAAGUGAUUGUGCUAUUCAUGAUGACGUUGUUUUCAAUAGCUAAUGUGCGCGGUGUCGACCGAAAUGUCCGAGAUACAACGUUCUCCGGGUUUGCGUAUGAGAUGGUAAUUACAAAGUUAGACCUUUUACUGGACAAAUGGAACGAAAUGGAAGCUGCAAUGAAGCAGGAUCGAGAAAAAGUUGAUCAAAAACUGGCUGGCGUCACUCGUACUAUAAGUCAACUGGAGAAAACGAUGAAGCAUAGCCUCGCCAAACAGCAGACUCAGCUGAACCAAAUGCUCACUGAGCAAACAGUCCACGCCAAGCAAAAAAAGAUGAGACAGGAGAUCCAAAAGCUCGUCUCAAAGAAUGAUCUAGCUCGGUUUAGAGUCAGUUCAGGCUUGUAUCUCCAGAGUAUCUCGUCGCGAUCAUGCAAGGAAGAGCCAUCAAAGGAAUCGGGCAAGUACAUUUUACAACCAACCGAGAAGGAUGAACCAUUUCUGGGAUAUUGCGAACAGACUGCCUUCGGAGGAGGUUGGUUGGUGUUCCAGUAUCGUUACGACGGAUUGGUGGACUUUUACCGCAACUGGACCGAGUAUCGGGACGGAUUUGGCAGCAUGGAUGGAGAGUUUUGGCUCGGAUUGGAGCAGUUACACCGUUUGACGGCGGCUCGAAAGCACGAGCUGCUGGUGGAGCUGAAAGACUUCGAUGGAAACUACAAGUACGCACGGUAUGAAGAGUUCAAGAUUGGCAAUGAGAAGGAUCAAUAUCCGUUAGCGAAACUGGGAUCAUACACGGGAACGGCAGGAGACUCAUUGCAUGCCCACAAGGGCAUGAAGUUCUCGACCAAGGAUCGGGACAAUGAUAAAAGUGAUUCAAAGUGUGCUGUGUUUAAAAAGGGAGCAUGGUGGUAUAAGAGUUGUUACAGUUCAAAUCUUAAUGGAUUUUAUAAAAAUGGUAUGGAAGGAUACAGAAUUGUUUGGGCCACCUACAAUUCAUCUCGGAUAGGUUUGGCAUACUCAAGAAUGUUGAUUCGCGAGAAGUAACGGUGGGCGAAGUAUAAUUUCCAUCAGAUGAAACAAAGUUGUGGAACACAAAUGCCAAUUCCGAAGCCAAAGUGUAACAGACAGUUGAGUGCAAUCAAAUCGUUUUGUAAUUUGUUGAGAUAAAUGUUACGUGGUGUUGUUUACGUAUCUUUACAAGCGAAACUGUGAGUGUUAACAACCAGUCAUACAAUUGUAUGUACAUUCAUAUGAAAUAUGAGAAAGAAAGCAAUCCGGCACGUCCCAACUUAUUUUCUUUCAGGACGAUUGUUAGCGGCUGUUGCACCAAAUGAACGAAACGAACAUGAUGGAAAUGAUUUGGUAGAAACUCGAAUAAAAUAGCGAUCUAAUGAUCUAACGAUUGAUUGUAUACUCUAGGGACACCACAAUGAUUGUUCUUGCAUAAGAAUUUCAUGUUGCGUUCAUAGGGGUCUUGGAAUAUUUCUCUCAGCUUUUCAUGAAAGCUAAAAGCCACGAUCGCUAUAAUUAAGAUUACUGCAACAACACAGGUCAGGAAGAUAGGCUGAAGUUUUUCGAUUCGAUACACGAAAUAAAACUAUUGAAAUUAAAGGAGAGACACGUCUGUUCCGUUCGGAGUUCAGAUCAAGACUGGCUUAAUUAUAUUUGAGUUCUAUUUAUAUAUACAGGAAAUUGAUAAUUCCAACAAAAACAAUACAAAGAUGCUUAUCAUCUCGUUCGACCGUUUCUCUACCGGAAGAAUGUGAGUGUAACUGAGAAUAUCAAUAAAACACUGUUACAAUGAAGCGAUAUUAAGCAUA